Messenger RNA from Kluyveromyces lactis, 2196 nucleotides. RefSeq names its product bifunctional glycerol-3-phosphate/glycerone-phosphate O-acyltransferase SCT1 (gene SCT1). Gene Ontology annotation, biological process: phospholipid biosynthetic process. The coding region runs from base 1 to 2196 and encodes 731 amino acids. Gene Ontology annotation, molecular function: glycerone-phosphate O-acyltransferase activity; glycerol-3-phosphate O-acyltransferase activity. The record is from RefSeq and is a predicted model, not a curated record. The transcript has a single exon. Gene Ontology annotation, cellular component: endoplasmic reticulum membrane. Lineage: Eukaryota; Fungi; Ascomycota; Saccharomycetes; Saccharomycetales; Saccharomycetaceae.
AUGGAGACUCCAUUAAUCAAGAAACAGCCUGUGCCAUUGGAGCCUCAUGAGACUCCUCAUGUUCAUGACGACCCUGAUGAACCACCGUUUCAAUACGAAGAACCCUCCUUCUUCAGAAAGGCAAUCUACGAUGUGUUCUUAUGGCUCUUCACUAAGAUCUUUGAUUGUUUCUUCAGAGAGAUCAGAACUCGUGGUGGGUACAAAGUUCCUACACAGGGUCCUAUCAUAUUUGUUGCUGCUCCUCAUGCGAAUCAGUUCGUUGACCCGGUGAUUCUUAUGGGCCAAGUGAAGAAAACGGUGAAUAAACGGGUUUCAUUCAUUGUUGCAGAGAAAUCUUUAAGAAGACCUGCGGUUGGUACUUUUGCUCGUUGUGCCAUGUCAAUUGGUGUUGUAAGGGCUCAGGAUAAUUUGAAACCGGCAAAGGGUAAAAUUAGAAUUGAUCCGGAUAAUUAUAAACGAUUGAUUGGUGUCAAUACCGAAUUUACCAAAUACCAUCAAAAGGGUCUGAUUGGGCUACCCAAAUCGUUGGGUAACGUUGAGAUUGAUAGCAUUGUUAGUGAUACGGAAUUGUUCCUGAGGAAAGAGUUCAAGAUGCAAAAGCCUGAGGUGAAAUCAACUUUGUUAAAUGGUACUUCGUUCAAAUAUGCUGCUAAGGUGAAUCAGUCUCGUGUGUAUCAUAACGUUUUCGAACAUUUGGCACAUGAUCAGUCCAUCGGUAUCUUCCCAGAAGGUGGUUCUCAUGAUAGAACAGACCUAUUGCCAUUGAAGGCAGGUGUUGCCAUCAUGGCCCUUGGAUGCAUGGAUGUUCAUCCAGAUGUUAACGUCAAGAUUGUGCCAUGUGGUAUGAACUAUUUCCAUCCGCAUAAGUUUAGAUCAAGAGCUGUUGUUGAAUUUGGUCAUCCAAUUGAGAUCUCGCGUGAACUGGUGGACAAAUACCGUGAUCCAGCCACUAAUAGAGAGGCUGUUAAGGAAUUAUUGGAUACUGUUAGUGAGGGUUUGAAGGCCGUCACCGUUACUUGCCCAGAUUAUGAAACUCUAAUGGUUGUGCAAGCCAUCAGAAGAUUGUAUGCAGGACAUCUCGUUUCUAAAUUGCCGUUACCGUUGGUGGUAGAAAUGAAUAGAAGAAUCGUUAAUGGGUUCCAAACUUUGAAGGACGAUAAAGUGAUUGUAAAGUUAAAGGAGGAUAUUCUCAAAUACAAUGCUCAUUUAAGAGAUUACAAUCUGCCAGAUCAUCAAGUGGAAACGGCUAAAGUCAAUUUGAUACAAAGUCUGGGUCUACUUAUCUGGAGGUCAGUGAAACUUGUGGUGCUCCUGAUUCUUUCUCUGCCAGGUAUCAUCUUAUUCUCACCGGUAUUCAUUCUGGCUAAAAGCAUAUCCAAGAAAAAGGCCAAAGAAGCCUUGGCUGCAUCUACCGUUAAGGUGAAGGCUAACGAUGUUAUCGCUACAUGGAAGAUCCUUAUUGGAAUCGGUGUGGCACCUUUGUUGUACUCUUUAUGGUCGCUGUUAUUCGUGUGGUAUUUCAAAGAAAGUCUAACCAAAAACAAAUUCAUCAGUUUCAUUUUCGCAUACACAUGUUGUGCUACCGUUACUUAUUCUGCAUUGAUCAUUGGUGAUCACGGAAUGGAUAUAUUCAAGUCCAUCAGACCUUUAUACUUGGCAGUCACCUCUCCAAAGGGCUUGCAGUCAUUAAAAGACGAACGUACUGUCUUGUCUGAAAAGAUUAAUGAAAUCGUGAACGAAUAUGGACCAAGACUUUUCCCCGAUUUCAAUGUCGAAACUUUUGCAAGUUAUGCUACUGGCCAUUCUUCAACAGAUGAACAGCUCGAAGAACAAGAGGAUAGAAAGACAAUGGAAUUAAAGAGAAGAAGAAGACUAGCAAAGUUGAAGAAAAGAUUCAAAGAGCAAGAGGAGAAACAGGAUGCGGAUUCCAGUGCUCCAACUAGUGCAAAACCAGAAAGUGCCAGUACAACUACAACGGCCGCCACAACAGACGACGAAAGUGAUGCCAUUUCAAUGAUUAACAGUGAUAACUCUCUAUCGAAUAUUCCUAUUUUCUCAAACAGAGAAAGAUCUACGUCAUCGACAAGUAUUGGUUCCCUUGGUUCAAGCAUCGAACUGGCUGCCAACCCAGAUGAGGAAAGAAACCACUCUAUAUCAGGCAUCGCCGAUCAAGUCAGGAGGAAGAGACUCGAUUGA